Pimephales promelas (fathead minnow) is the source of this 2336-nucleotide messenger RNA. The record is from RefSeq and is a predicted model, not a curated record. Lineage: Eukaryota; Metazoa; Chordata; Actinopteri; Cypriniformes; Leuciscidae.
UAAAACACCAAACGAAGAAGAAGAAUUCGAGCGGGAGGGAUAACAUCAACAAGUUGCAGGAGUUUUUUACUAUUAUUAUUUUUGUGAAAUUAGUAAGAAUGAAUCCUCUCUUUAUUUUGAUCUUGUUGUUUUCGUGUUUACGUGUGAAUGGUGUGUCUGAAGUGUCAGUGUCAGUGCUGGAGGGAGAUUCAGUCACUCUACACACUGGUGUUCAAACAAACCAGAAAGAUGACAUUAGAUGGUAUUUUAAUAACAUUCGCAUCGCUCGAAUCAAUGGAGAUCUCAAUAAGUCCUGUACAGAUGUUCAGUGUAAUAAAGGCACUGAGAGUUUCAGAGACAGACUGAAGCUGGAUCAUCAGACUGGAUCUCUGACCAUCACAAACACCACAAACAAACUAUCUGGAGAAUAUAAACUGCAGAUCAUCAGCAGCAACAUCAGAGAAAAUAUCUUCAAUGUUACUGUUUAUGAUGUUCCUGGUGCAGAGACAAAGACCAAGUCAGUGAAGUCAGGAAAAUCUGUCACUUUAGAUCCUGGUGUAAUAAAACACCCAAAUGAUGUGAUGAUGUGGUAUUAUAAUGAUACUCGUUUAGCUGAAAUCACUGGAGAUCAGAGUCAGAUCUGUACCGAUGAACAGUGUAAAGAGAGAUUCAGAGACAGACUGAAGCUGGAUCAUCAGACUGGAUCUCUGACCAUCAUGAACACCACAAACACAGACACAGGAGAAUAUAAACUACAGAUCAACAGCAGCAACGACGUUCCCCGUCGCCAACCCCGCAUUAGCAGCAUCAGGAGAUUCAGUGUUACUGUAACUGACUCAGGUCUGUCUUCGGGAGCAAUAACAGGAAUAGUUGUUGGUGUUGUUCUGCUGGUUUCUGCUGCUGUAAUUGCUGCUCUGAUUUACCGUCGCAGAAACAGACAUGCACCAGUACCACCUAAUAGAAAUCAAGAGCUACAGAUGAAUUGAAAUCUGCAACAUCAGAGAGUUAAAGAAAUGGACACGUGACCCCACAGACUUCAACAGAGAGAAUCGAAGCCCAAUAGAAGCUGAGCGACUGCGCAGGCUCGAACUGAGCUUGACGGCGGAGAUGUGACGUGAGCAACCGUUCUGAAAGUUGUACGUCUUCUAGUAGCUGUGCCAAGACCAAUCUGAAUUGAAAUAUUUUGUCCCGUUGCCUUUAAUGGACACUCUAUCUAUGGGAUUCUUCCUUGACUUUAUGCCUCCUGACAAAGAUUGAGAUGAGCUUCUCCUCCUGUCUAUACGGUAACUUCUCUACUGUGCAAUGGAGAGUUGCGUGUUAUGACGCAAUCGUUUGUCUAUUUUUACAAAAACAGCUUCUUUGGGACCGUAACUUAAGAUACAAAGUAAUGGAGCCUUUCAUACACUGGACAAAUGGAGUCUUUGGACGCCUCAGAUCACUGUCAGAGUUAAUAACUUUAUUUUCAUACUGACCGUAAAAUGAUGCCAAAAGUUUGUCAAGUUAAAAUUACCGUGCCACAUUCUGAUGCUAAUAAGGGUCAACAUACGUGUUGCUAGUGUUGUACCAGUUAAAGUGCCUUUCUCAGAAUAUUCACCUGCAAGUGAUGAUAUGGAAAUCAAUAGUGCCUUUUUCUUGUCUGCUCGUUGACCAAAUUCUGGUAAACUUUGUUGAACUUAUCGAAAAAAUUGUCACACUUAUCUGCCCAGGCUGAUAUUACUAAUCAAUGUUUUUCAUGUUUCAUUUUUGAGGUCUACACUGGUUCGAGUUCACAGUCUGUUACUGUUUACACUGACCAUACCCUCUUAUAUUUUCAGCGCAUGUCAAAUGCUAAUCAUCGUCUAAUGAGAUGCUCACUAAUCUGUUAGAACUUAAAGAUGAUGAAAGGGAUCAUAAAAAAUUGUAUUGACUAUAUUCAUUUCUCUAAAUCCACGGCUUUGUGUAAACGUGGCGUCAAUGUGCUGUGUCAAUCAACAAAACUGUGUGUUUUAUUUUGUGGGUGGGGAUGUUAUGAGUCAUUUGCUCAUUGGCUGCAUUUACACUGCAGGUCUUGAUGCCUUGAAUCCAUUUUUUUUGACUAUAUUUUGACAAAGUGCGAAUAAAAUUAUCCAGUGUUUUGCUUUCCACAAUAUUUUGAAAAGUCGUCAAAAUAAAAGUCUCGUACAGUCGAGAAAAAAAGAGUAGAGCCCUUGUUGGCACUGUAGCUACGAGCGCUUAAAACCGUGUCUCCCCAUAUCUCGUGAAAUGUCUUCAAAUACGGAUUUAUUUUUGUAACAACCCUGCAUUUUUGUCUGCACUCUUCGCCCCAAACACUUAAGAGACAUGAAACCUCCACAUUGCUCCACUGUGUGUAUCCUUCG